Messenger RNA from Dreissena polymorpha, 2799 nucleotides. Its product is annotated as CST complex subunit CTC1-like. Gene Ontology annotation, biological process: positive regulation of DNA replication; telomere maintenance via telomere lengthening. Gene Ontology annotation, cellular component: CST complex. The transcript has 19 exons. The coding region runs from base 295 to 2526 and encodes 743 amino acids. NCBI's taxonomy places the organism in Eukaryota, Metazoa, Mollusca, Bivalvia, Myida, Dreissenidae. The record is from RefSeq and is a predicted model, not a curated record. Gene Ontology annotation, molecular function: single-stranded DNA binding; telomeric repeat DNA binding.
AUUGACAUGAAAUGCAGGGAAAUACAAAUAAAGUAUCUUCUCAGUUUUUGCGCUUUAUUUACGUGUAUAGUCAUGUGAUGUUGAUCAGAGUUAUCGCUAAAUAGUCAGACUCGGUUCGUAAGAAAUUUAAACGUCAACACCUACCUGAUUUGGUCAACUCGGAUGAUGAUGAUGAUCAUGAUAUUUGGUCAGUUUGUCGAGAAUGAUGUGAAGCCUGAAGGUGUUCUACAAAUAGCAUGUUAAUUAUUUGCUCUCCAAGAUUCAAUUAACUUAACUAAGAAAAUAUUGUGAAAGAUGGCUGGUCGAGUGGCAGUUGAAAGAACUCAUAUUUGUGAUGUUGUCGGAUGUAAAGAUGCAUGGCAAAUCUUAAGAAACAGAUCAUGCCUGAGUCGAGGGACUGCUGUUAAUUUGUGUGGGGUGCUGCAGACUAGGAGUGAGAUGAUUGAUAUAAAGGGGACGAAACUCUUCCUAAUCAAGUUAGAGUGUGGAAUAAACAUCAUUGUGAAGAAAAGCACCUGUUUACGAUGGCAUGAUGAAAUCCAGAUUGGCCAUGAGCAUGUCUACACCAAACUCAUUCCAACUUCAUUGCAAAAGGGGGGCAAUCAUCAACAUGAACUAUAUGCAGUUGAUGAAGGCAGCAAAAUGUAUAUAAGACACGAUGUGGACUUUGCAAUCAUAUCUGCUGAAGAAUGGCUUCAAAAGCACUCCAAACCAUCCUUCAGGAACACUGAGUUCAAGAAUAUACCUGCUCCCAUUGAGAAUUUAGAUCUGUUUUCUUAUAAGGGCACAGUAACACAAGUUCUUGACGUAUCAUUCCGAAUAUAUGAGUUAGACAAUGCAGUGAGGUUAUUCAUGAGUCAGUGCCCCCCUGCUGCUCCCAGACCUCGGGUUGGAGAUGAACUUCUUAUUCACAAUGCACAUCACCAACUCAACACAAAGCAUGCAAAGCUCCUAUUACACUGUUGUGCGCUGAGCUCCAUACAGAUAUCAAGUAAACGUGAAAGACUGGAGGACUCCACAGAUGUGCCAUCCAUCACUCUACAGAAGACACUGUAUGCCAGUCUGCUGUCACAGAGUCAGGUGGAGAAUUUGUGUGAAAUCAAACUGAUGCUCAACCAGCAGUUUCCUCAGCCAAGAUUGUCAGACCGGAUGUUUUUGCACUUGAUGAAGACUGAACCCAGUAUUGGGUCCAUGUUUAUCAGCAACUCCCGGAAUGUUCUGGAUGAGUUCCUGACGUGCCUGCAUCACUGCCCACUGACAAGGAGAGAAACCUUGGUGUGCUUGCUGUUUGAAGGGCCACUACUCCGUCAUUACGGUGUCAUAUAUCCUGGCAUGUUCCUAAACUUUGUUGCAGCGAAGUCAGCUCCCUUGUUUGCCAUGAACAUUUCCAAUGUGAAUAUACAGAAGAUGGCAGUUAAAAGCAAAACAAGGAUACUUCUGUCUGUGAAUUCAGCAGCAGAUGUAUGUGAAACAUGGCAGGGGACUUGGUCCCCAUGGGAUACACUGUCUUCCUUAACUGCUGUCUUGCAACAAGGAUUUCAGAUUGGAAUAGUGAGCUUUGAAGGGCUGGUAGUGCGAAGGAUGACCACUUCACCAGAUAGGGAAUCCUCACACAAGGACACUUGGUCAUCAGCAGGUGUUCCACAGCAAUGUGCACGACUUCUAGUGGAGGACAUUCUUCAUGAAAACAAAAAAAUCUGGUUGUAUGUGAAUGAAAGAGAUGCCAGAUGCCCCGCAGGUCUGAUCCCGGGCAGUCGGGCUGCAUUCUACAAUGUGGAGAGGAAGGUUGCAAAGAAUGGAAAUGUCUACUGCAGAUAUGUACAGUUUUCAAGUGUACGAAUACUCUGCUUUCAAAGUGAUAGAUUAGCGUUUUCCUCAAGGGACAAUGUCAAGAAUGAUAUUCCAGCCCAGGCCUCUGCUCUGCCUCUGGUAUUUCUGUCCGAUAUAUGGACACAGUCUUGCACAAGUCAGGUGUACAGGUGUGCAUGUGACGUCAUCCGUGUCCCCAAGGUGUCCUUGAAAUGUACCUGCGGCACUUGCACCAGUCUGAUAGUGGGAGGGCAAUGUACCAGCCCGGGAUGCAUCACAGGAGAGACAUGGGACUACUCUGCAAGAGCAAGCAUUGUUGUGGACGAUGGCAGCUGUGUUGCCAUGGUAACCCUGACAGGACCCGAUGUACAGAGCUUACUUCAGCUGACUGAUGAACAAUGGAACGCUCUGAGGCAGGAAGUGUCAAUGGUCGGAGAAGUGUUUGUGCAAGGCGUAUGCCCUGUUCUUGAGACACCAGUACAUCAGUUUGUGCACAUGUUGUCAGAGAGCAGAAGUGUGAAGCGGACCUGGGACUUGCUUUUAGCCCAAAGUGUUACCAGAAUUGACAUCAACACCAUAGAGCCUGAGGAUUUCGUUUGGAAGGAAUUCGACACCGGCUCUGGGCGAGUCAACACUCAGUGCCUCCCCUUUCUACAACUGAAAUGCCUAAAGCUGAGCACGUUCUGCCCAGAAAGUAUCAUCCAACAUCAGAUGUGAACGUAGGCGUGUAGGUUAAGUGUGGUCCCAGAUAAGCGUCAGCCACCUGCACAGGCUAAUCAGAGAUAAUACUUUCCGCCUAUGCUGGAUUUGCGUUUAGAAGAGACCUCCUUAAGACAAGAAACUCCAUAAAAUUGAAAAGUGUCAUCCUUGAUUAGCCUGUGUGGACUGCACAGCUUAAUAUGGGAUGACAAUUUAUGCGCAUACAUUUUUUCAAGUGUUCUUAGAACGCCACUCGUAUUUUUCCAUAAUCUGUUCAACUUUUUGAUUUGU